AUGACCUACUACGUCCCCCCAGGCCAACAGCGCACCCUCCGUGCCUGCAUGGUCUGCUCACUCGUCCAGCUUCACAACAAAUUCAUGCGCGAAGGCUGCCCGAACUGCGACAACGUCCUCGGCCUGCGCGGCAACAACGACGCCAUCCAAGAAUGCACAUCCCAGGUCUUCGAGGGCCUGAUUACGCUCAACGAUCCGAAUACUAGCUGGGUGGCCAGGUGGCAGAGAUUGGAUAGCUAUGUGCCGGGGACGUAUGCGGUUAAGGUUACGGGCUCGUUGCCCGACGAUGUGAUUUCGAAUUUGGAGGAUGCUGGGGUGAAGUAUAUUCCGAGAGAUGGAAGUACCGGCGAAGAGGAGCCUUGAGAUGGGACACCUGUUCCUUUGCGCGUUGUUUCGCGUCGUUUUUCUAACGCCCGUUUCCCCCUCGAGUACUACGCUCACCGAUUCGACCGAUGAAUUGACGGCGACGACCUUACCCGCUUCGAGGAACGCGUUGAGAAGGAUUUAGGCUCGCAUAUCUGUUGCACAUACGGAGUUACGGUCAUGGUCUGGGUUAUAUAUUUGCUUUUGGUUCAUCUGGGAUUAGCCAGGGGUUGUUUGUUGAAUAUUCGGUUUUCUUUCGCAUUUACAAUUCAGAAGGGUCUUGUCCUUAUUCGACUACCGAUCUCUCACGGUGAAACUGAU
Molecule: messenger RNA, 684 nt
Organism: Aspergillus glaucus CBS 516.65
Lineage: Eukaryota; Fungi; Ascomycota; Eurotiomycetes; Eurotiales; Aspergillaceae
Gene: spt4
Product: transcription elongation factor SPT4
Exons: 4
Coding region: 1-363 (120 amino acids)
Biological process (GO): regulation of transcription elongation by RNA polymerase II; mRNA processing; chromatin organization
Cellular component (GO): DSIF complex; nucleus
Molecular function (GO): zinc ion binding; RNA polymerase II complex binding
Source: RefSeq, a predicted model, not a curated record